UGCUGUUUUUGUGCAGAGUUGUACUAGUUGCACAGCCAGCUUGUGAGACAUGGCGUCGGUGCCAAUGUGGUAGCUGCAUGCAACCAAGGGAUGACUUUCCAUCAUGUUUCUGAGCUCGAGGCGUCAGACGCCUUCUAGCUAGGCUACUAGGCUCCCCUGUUGCCUGUCCUGUCGUUGAAAUGAAGGAUGACCUAGCUAACGUGGAGGCUUAGAGCUGAAGCUCUGGGAGGAGAGGGCUUGCUUGUGAUACGCCAGUCUGAAACGAAAGGCGAGUACCGUGCCGAGACUGUUGAUUGUCCACAGGAGUUUCUCUCAUAAGACGCCGUUCCUCCCUCUUGGCCGUUAAUCUUCUCCCUCCUUCCUUCAACCAGAACUUAUUCUUCUUGGCUCAAAUUCCGUUCAAUCAUAAUUUCAAUUACUUGGUCAAUCGACUCACGCAUCAUUCAGAAUGGCCCAGCAGUAUUCUCAAGGACCUAAUGUCCAGAACCAGGAAUGGCAGAACAACCUCUGCAAUUGCUCGCCCUGCGACUCUUGCCUGCUCGGCACUUUCUGCCCCUGCAUCCUCUUGGGUAAAACCGCCGAUCGUAUGAGAGAUCCUACUAUGCAGACUGCCGAUACCUGCAACAGCGAUGCUCUUAUAUUCUGCGCCAUCAACUGCGUGACUGGCUGUGGUUGGAUUUACUCCAUGAUGAAGCGUGGUGAGAUCCGGGAGCGAUUCGGCAUCAAGGGCAGUGGUAUGAACGAUUGCUGCGUCAGUUACUGGUGCCUCUGCUGUGCUCUUAUCCAGCAGGACAACGAAGUCAAGUCUCGUCUCUCCCAGGGACCUAUCACGCAGGGCUACCAAGCUCAGAAGGAGGGUAUGCACAUGCCAGCAUCUCCUGCUGCUCAGCAGCAGCAGCAGCAAUAUCAUGAUCAGAAGCCCAACCCUCAGCAGCAGGCCUCUCAGCCCGAUUAUCAACUUCCUCAGCACGGUUACCAGUCUCCCCAGCCUCAGGGAUCCUACCCUCCACCUCAGCAGACUUACAACCCUCAGCAGCCCCAGUAUUAGGCCAUUCGACCAGGGAUUGUACAGCAAGAUGGAGCCUCACACCGAUAUGACACCAGAAAAGGAAAAAAAUGCAUGUGAAGGGGGAAAUCAGAGAAAUGUCUGGCAUGUGAAUUGGUUUCGAGCGCGAACGGGUACGCGCCAACGGAUUAUACCUAUAUACCCAGUGACGAAGACGGUCAUUUCUUAUCUAUAUUUAUAUUGAUUUCGAUGUAUUAUUUGCUUCAAGGAAAUCAUCUACUACUAGUCAACUUUCAGUUACAUAUGAAAGCGUCAUGCAUUCUCCCAUUCUCUUUUGAAUUGCCUAGUUCGGCGACGGAAUGCGAAAUGUAGAAUCAGCAGACAAAAUUACUGGAACUUUAAAAAGAAACUAAAAAAAAACUUCAGGC
This is a messenger RNA of Fusarium verticillioides 7600, 1434 nucleotides long. RefSeq lists its product as hypothetical. The record is from RefSeq and is a predicted model, not a curated record. Bases 449 to 1048 code for a protein of 199 amino acids. NCBI's taxonomy places the organism in Eukaryota, Fungi, Ascomycota, Sordariomycetes, Hypocreales, Nectriaceae. The transcript is spliced from 3 exons.